Messenger RNA from Aphanomyces invadans, 430 nucleotides. RefSeq lists its product as hypothetical. NCBI's taxonomy places the organism in Eukaryota, Oomycota, Saprolegniomycetes, Saprolegniales, Verrucalvaceae. The record is from RefSeq and is a predicted model, not a curated record. The annotation marks the transcript as partial. The transcript has a single exon.
UCGGCUUUGGCGCAGACUCGAAUUUCCCUCCGAACGACGACGCUUCAGACGACGAUGCAACGCUCGCUGACCUCCGCCAUGCGUGCGCGCCGCCUCGAGCCUUCGCGCAGAUCAUUCAGUGAUUCGACUCGUCGGCGCCAAGACGUUUCUCGAUUAUGGACUGUCGGCUCCUUUCCUAAAAACGACGACGUAGCAGAUAGCCCCAAGUCACCAAUCUAUGACACUUGGGGCAUGUUGUCAAGCUUGCCGACGAACCAAGUGUACGGCUACACGUCAGCUCUGCAUAUCAUUGGUACCCUGCCCAAGACGAAUCCUCGACCUACCUCGACGGCGGCAACCUCUCCAUCGACAUUUUCAGAACAGAGAACGAAAAGCAUUGUGAUGCCGUAAGACCGACUGGUUGUUUAUAUAUUGUCCGUCGUGAACUGAA